GAAGCAUCAAUGAAGUUUUAUGUGAGAGGUCGGCCUCUGAUAUUUUAUGCCCCAUCUCUACUUGGGAAUGACUUUUUGACGAGGAUCCAGGCACAGCCACCUAGAGAUAAACUCAUCCUCGAAUGGGUCUACGGCUACAGAGGCAAGGAUGCCAGAUCCAACAUCUUCAUGCUCCCGACCGGCGAGAUAGUGUACUUCAUAGCUGCUGUGGCUGUCCUCUACAAUGUGGAUGAACAAACACAGAGGCAUUACGUUGGGCACACUGAUGAUAUUAAAUGUAUAGCUAUCCAUCCAGACAAGGUAACGAUAGCAACGGGCCAAGUUGCGGGUCACGACAAGUCAGAGGGCAAGCCUCAUGUUAGAAUAUGGAACUCCAUAACGCUGGCCACACUGAAGAUUAUUGGUCUUGGAGAUUUCGAGAGGGCAGUUUCCUGUGUUACUUUCUCCAAAGUGGAUGGCGGUAACCACUUGGCGGUUGUGGACGACGCCAACGACCACGUUCUUUCCGUCUGGGAUUGGCAGAAAUCAGAAAAGGGAACCAAGAUACUGGAGGCAAAGAACUCUGGUGAUCCAGUUUUCUUUGCAGAGUACAACCCUGUCGAUGCAAACUCCAUUGUAACUUGCGGGAAGGGGCAGAUUACAUUCUGGUCCAUAGAGGGAACAUCCGUUGUCAAGAAAACUGGCAUAUUCGAGAAGUUGGAGAAACCAAAAUAUGUGACGUGUUUGGCAUUCACAGAGAAUGGUAAAGUUGUGUCAGGUGAUUCUGCUGGCAACUUGAUCAUCUGGUCUAAAGGUUCGAACAAAGUUCAUCAGGCGCUGACGGGUGCACACGAGGGUGGUGUGUUCUGCAUCUGCAUACUGAAGGAUGGCUGCCUGCUCAGUGGAGGAAAGGAUAAGAAGAUUGUCAAGUGGGUAUCAACUGACGCUGGCUACGAGAGAAGUAAAUUGCCGGAAGCAUAUGGACCAGUUCGUCAAAUUAGUGAGGGAGCUGGUAACGUUCUUCUUGUUGGCACCACUAAGAACUGCAUCCUUCAAGGAUCAUUUGAUCUCAAGUUCAAUCCAGUUGUUCAAGGUCACGUUGAAGAGUUAUGGGGCUUGGCAACCCUGCCUUCUCAGAACCAAUUCCUGACAUGUGGCUACGACAGGAUGCUCUAUCUCUGGGACUCACCCACGCAUCGAGUUGUUUGGAGCAAGGAGAUGCCUGAGAGUUGCCACGCCAUCGCCAUUCACUCCGAAGGUCAGAUUGCAAUCGUAACUGGGACCUCCCCGCGCUGGUACGUGUUCGAUGUUGCCAGCAGAGAGGUUGUUGGCAGCAACUCUGAUGCUACUGAGCGCAUUGAAUGCGUUCAGUUCUCACCUGAAAGUAGUAUGUUGGCUUGUGGCUCGAGAGAUAACUUUAUAUACGUCUAUUCAGUUGCCGACGAUGGAAAGAAAUAUUCAAAAGUGGCUAAAUUAUCGGGACAUUCCAGCUUUAUUCUGCAUGUCGAUUGGUCAAUUGAUAGCCAAUACUUGCAAAGUAACUCCGGAGAUUACGAACUACUCUUCUGGAACAUGGCAACAUUCAAACAAAUAACAACCGCAUCGACCUUGCGAGAUGUUGUUUGGGCCACAACUAACUGCACUCUCUGCUUCUCUAGCUGUGGUAUCUGGCCGGAAGGUGUCGAUGGAACGGAUAUAAAUGCUUGCACGAGAUCACAUGACAACUACGACAUUGUCAGUGCUGACGACUUUGGAAAGGUGGCAAUUUAUGCCUACCCUGCUUUCCAUCCAAAGAGUCCAGGCUUCUCCUAUUCAGGUCACAGCAGUCACGUAACCAACGUAAAAUUCCUUCACGACGACACGAGGUUGAUAUCUACCGGAGGGAAAGAUACAUCGAUCAUGCAGUGGCAAGUCGUUAAUUCAUCAAACUGUUUGUAGGUAUGGGGCAGAACAUUAGAUUCUGGUGAAGAUACUUAGAGCACCUUUGUUAAGAUAGUUGCGUUUGCAAUAUGUACGAUCACUCUAUAUCAAAUUAAUUGUAUGAUAUUUAAAUAUAUGUUCCGAGUAGAUAUUGUUCUUUGAUUGAAUGAAAUUUAAUGAUGACUGUCGGUUUCAUUUGGAGAGUAAGGAAUGUGCAGAGAAAGUUGUAAUGCUUUAAUAUUAAUUAAUUAAUCUGAUUACUUUACAUGAACUAUAUAUUUCUUAUUGAUGUAUGUUAUUUCUAUCAUGUUGUGAUGUUAGAUGUUUAACCUAUACUACUUAAAUUUAUUGAGUAAAAUGCUUUUUUCUAGUCUCCCUUGCUCAUUUUUACAUCAAUUUUUCAAUUCAUUGGUAAAUUUUAAAGUUUCUUAAAGUUGAAAGAUCUAUGCUGAAAAGUAGGUCGUAUUGGAUUUCAUUCCUAUAGAAUGUAUGUAAUCUUAAAGUUUUUGUAACUUGUAAAGCUUUUCACUGGAACAGUGUAAUACAAACAAAAGAUUUGAAUAUCUAAAUUUUUCUGUUAUCAACUAAUAGAUAUAUUGAAUUCUAAGUAAUUUAACAUUUCAAUGAUGUGUUCAGUAUGCUUUUGUGUUGCUUUGUUUGUGAAGCCCAGUGAAAACUACUGAUGCACUUAGUUUUUUAAAUCACUAUUAAUGCAUUUAACGUUUGAUUUUGUAUUUUUGCCAUACAACUUUUUUUUGUACAAUUUUAUUCAUUAUUUACGUUGUUCAUGUUGUGGUUUUGGAUUUCACUAAUAAAAACAAUUG
Helobdella robusta is the source of this 2723-nucleotide messenger RNA. RefSeq lists its product as hypothetical. The record is from RefSeq and is a predicted model, not a curated record. Gene Ontology annotation, cellular component: mitotic spindle. The coding region runs from base 10 to 1917 and encodes 635 amino acids. NCBI's taxonomy places the organism in Eukaryota, Metazoa, Annelida, Clitellata, Rhynchobdellida, Glossiphoniidae. Gene Ontology annotation, molecular function: microtubule binding. The transcript has 16 exons. Gene Ontology annotation, biological process: microtubule cytoskeleton organization.